AUGGCUGACGAUGUUAAAAAGACACUGAUUGAGCGCAUUAAGAACAGUCGAUAUUUUGCCAUACAGCUUGACGAGACUACAGAUGUUGCAAAUUUGGCCAAUUUAUUGGUUUAUGUGAGAUAUGAAUAUGAUGGUGCAGCUCAGGAGGAUUUUAUGUUCUGUCAAAAGGACUGGACUGGAAAAAGUGUGUGGGGGUGUGACGGCGUGAGGGCUAUGACAGACGGUGCGAGGGCUAUGACAGGUCGUAACAGCGGGGUAGCAGCUCGCAUCCGAGAGGUGGCACCUGAAAUGCGCUGGACUCACUGCAGCAUCCAUCGUGAGGCACUGGCAGUGAAGAAGAUGCCUGAUGACCUGAAGUCUGUGCUGGACUCUGCUGUAAAAACUGUGAACUUCAUCAAGGCCAGACCGAUGAAUGCUCACUUUUUUCAUGUGCUCUGCGAGGAGAUGGGCAGUGAGCAUGUCCAACUCUUGCUUCAUGCUGAAGUAAGGUGGCUUUCAAGAGGAAAGGUGCUUUCAAGGCUUUUCGAAUUGCACAAGGAGGUCCAGAUGUUCUUGCAGGACACAAAUUUCCCCUUGUCAGACAUUUUUGAGGAUGCUGUGUGGCUCAGUCAGUUGGCAUAUUUGUCUGACAUUUUUUCACGUUUAAACGAACUGAAUUUGGGACUACAGGGACUCUCCAUCAGUGUUUUUGAUGUGCAAGACAAAAUCAAUGCACUGCUGAAAAAGUUGGCGUUAUUUGAAAUCAAAGUCAAGACAGGUGAUGUUUCAGCUUUCCCUGCUUUGGAGAGUUUUCUGUCUGACAGUGACCUGAUGCUUGAUGAUGGAGUCAGGGAGAACAUCGCUGCACACCUCGCAUCACUCAGACAACAGUUCUGCAAUUAUUUCCCAGUGAUGCCUAAAGAUGAAGCUAGCAGCUGGAUGAGAAACCCUUUCAACAUCGACACCUCUCACGUGGCCUCAGUGGACUUAACUGUUGUUGAGCAGGAGAGUUUAAUAGAGCUGUCUUGUGACGAAACACUGAAGGCUUUCAGAAAGCACACUUUGUUGGAGUUUUGGAUAAAGCUGUACAGUGAAUACCCUGUGCUUUCUGACAAGGCCGUACGCUUUCCUCUUCCUUUUGCGACCACCUACCUGUGUGAGAAAGGCUUCUCUUCACUUGUUGUCAUAAAAACAAAGUACAGAAGCAGGGUGGAUGCUGAGCCAAACCUGAGACUGAAGCUGACCUCCACUGACCCAGACAUUGCGGGACUGUGUUCACAGAGGCAUGCACACCCAUCACAUUAA
Molecule: messenger RNA, 1284 nt
Organism: Epinephelus lanceolatus (giant grouper)
Lineage: Eukaryota; Metazoa; Chordata; Actinopteri; Perciformes; Serranidae
Source: RefSeq, a predicted model, not a curated record